UGGCUAUUGUUCGAUUGUUCUAACUUUUCUUUGCAAAUGCUUGUGAAGUUGUAUUCUAUAGCCUAAUUUCAGCAAUAUAGACGCACAAGCACUUAAACGUUUAAUGAGCUGCGUUUAUAAGCGAUACAAAAGGCGUCGAAGUGGGAAAAUUUGCAAACCGCCGGCAAAAAGCACAGCAAGUCCGAACGCGCGGUGAUAUAUAAAUCCUGCGACUUCUCGACAAAGUCCCCGAGACCCCAUCGCGCCGUACCUCGCGAAAGAAACGUGUUUAUUUCCCCCGUGGCAACGCGACAAGGUUCUAAACAGUAUUUUCCUUGCGUCAGUGGGGUUCCUACUUACUUACGCAAGCGCCCCGAAAACAGGUCACCAACGGAUAUACAGUCGAUAUUUUAAUCACCUGCUUCGCGCUUGUUAGCUUACUUGCUGUCUCCUGCUCCUAUGAUCACGAUGAUGCCGAACGCUGAAAUGCCCGCGCGAAGAUCUCCCUCGGUGUUCAACGAGAACUUUAGCAUACGAAAGAUGCUGGACAUAGACCUUGAUGAAGACUUGAGCAAACCGAAAGCGGAACACGAUAAGCCUGAAGUCUUCGAAGAGAAUUUGCAAGAGAAGACGUCUUCAGCGUCCAAGUCCGAACGACAAACAAGCACCGAGUCAAAAGAUGAACGUGCGGAGAAACCGCCUUUCUCGUACAACGCUCUCAUCAUGAUGGCCAUACGGUCUUCUCCUGAAAGAAGGUUGACCCUUAGCGGCAUUUACGAGUUUAUAGUCAAGAAUUUCCCAUAUUAUCGUAACAACAGACAGGGCUGGCAGAACUCGAUCAGACACAACUUAUCUUUGAACAAAUGUUUUGUGAAAGUACCUCGCCACUACGACGACCCGGGUAAGGGAAACUACUGGAUGCUGGAUCCGAGCAGCGACGAUAUAGUAAUCGGUGGGACGACAGGCAAGCUGAAACGACGAACGAACCCAUCCUUGAAAAACCGCUUCGCGUUGAAGCGACCCGGUGGAUUUGUAGGUUUUCCAAGCUGGUAUUACUCCCAGAAUAGCAAUUACUGGCCUUACUCUCAAUACUACGGUUCGUGGGAUCCAUAUUGGAAUCGUAACGGCUUACAGGACAACCAUGCCUAUCUUUCGCGGUUCUCCUCGCCGGAGCAAAGCUUGUCCCAUCAUUUUGGACACCCGAGCUUGGACGAACUCGCCCCGAAUACAGAGUACAGCUCCUCCGGCCUAACCACGUCUCGUUUUCCCUAUCCAAGCCAUGCGUCGACCUCGCCUCGUUCUGAAGAGAACACAGCUUUCUCCCAACGCUGUUUGUGCGAUGAUUCAAGAGUCGAUAUAACUCGCGAGCGCUCUCGUUGUUGCCAAGGUUCGACCUGCCCAAAUGCAUGGCAAGCCCCACAACUUAGUCCGACCCAAACCGCUUCCCAAGAACUUUCCAAACCUUUAUUUUAUUCGCCGUCUUUGGUCAGAAAUCGAUACGCUUAGAUUUUAACAUUUAAUAUAAAUACAUAUGUGCAUGUAUAUAAUAAAUUAUUGGACUAUUUAGAGGCCCAGCUGCAGGGUACAUAUUUAUUAUAAUAUAUAUUUAACACUGUACGCGGUACAAAAUUGUAGAUAUUCAAGCAUGUAAAAAGUUAUCGGCCUGUGUAUAUUUGUUAUUUGAUGCGAUAUAUAAAUUAAACCUAUGAUGUAAAAAGC
This is a messenger RNA of Dendronephthya gigantea, 1698 nucleotides long. Its product is annotated as forkhead box protein G1-like. The transcript is spliced from 2 exons. Gene Ontology annotation, cellular component: nucleus. NCBI's taxonomy places the organism in Eukaryota, Metazoa, Cnidaria, Anthozoa, Malacalcyonacea, Nephtheidae. Gene Ontology annotation, molecular function: sequence-specific double-stranded DNA binding; DNA-binding transcription factor activity. Gene Ontology annotation, biological process: regulation of transcription by RNA polymerase II. The record is from RefSeq and is a predicted model, not a curated record. The coding region runs from base 439 to 1485 and encodes 348 amino acids.